Molecule: messenger RNA, 3502 nt
Organism: Apis laboriosa (Himalayan honeybee)
Lineage: Eukaryota; Metazoa; Arthropoda; Insecta; Hymenoptera; Apidae
Product: glycine-rich protein DOT1-like
Exons: 10
Coding region: 141-1313 (390 amino acids)
Source: RefSeq, a predicted model, not a curated record
AGUAUAGUAAUUUGAGUGGUGUGGUCGAUGCUUCUUUUUCCGGCAACCGGCGUCCAUUUUCGUUGUUGGAUUGUCUAAGAUUGGCGCGUUUGGUAUUUAUGAAAAGAUUAUUUAGAAAUAAGUGAAAUAUAUAUCUAUAAAUGGAAGGUGCACCAGCUAGUAGAGGUGGAUUCCGCGGUGGUCGUGGUGGUCCCGGUGGUCCUAUGAGAGGACGCGGAGGUUUCGGAGACAGGGGAAGGGGUGGACCUCCAAGAGGAGGAGGAGGAGGUAUGAUGAGAGGUGGUAGAGGUAGUGGACCUGGAGGUGGUAUGAGAGGUGGGCCACCUGGAAUGAGAGGCAGAGGUGGUCCUCCUGGUAGAGGUGGUCGUGGUGGUGGACAUUUUCCUCCUGGAGGACCACCAGAUCCAGGAAUGUCUAGUGGUCCAGGAGGUGGUGGACCACCAUUGCCAGGAAUGGGAGGUCCACCACGUGGUGGCAGUAGAGGAGGUGGAAGCAGUGGUUUUCGAGGUAGAGGAAGAGGUGAUUUUGGUAGAGGAGAUAAUCGUGGAGGUAAUAGUAAUUUUCGAGGUAGAGGAGGAAUGGAUAGAGGCAGCAGAGGAGGAUCUAGGGGAGGAUCUGGGAGAGGUGGUCCAGGAGGCAGAGGUUUUGGAGAUCGUGGAAGCAGAGGUAGUGGACGCGGUGGUGGUGGUCCAUCAAAAAGAGGUGGUGGACCUCCAGGUUCAAGUGGACCUUCAAAAAGACCAAGAUUUGAUCAGCCAUCUUCUCAACCUGCAAAUGGUUAUGCGACACAACCACCAAGUCAAGGCGGAUAUGGAGGAAGUACUAGCAAUGCCUAUGGUGGAGGACAGCAACAACCACAACAGCAACAGCCUGUAGGAUAUGGUGGCGGUUAUGGAUCACAAAAUUAUACUCAAUCAUCAUAUCAAAGUUAUGAAAGUUAUCAGCAACCUCCAGAUUAUGGUCAAACAGCUGGAUAUCCACCAUCAGCAGCUACUGAUAGUAGGUAUGGUGGAGCACCUACUGUACCAGCUACAGGAGCUUUCAGUGCUGGUGAUCCUUACAGUUAUGGCAAAGCACCACCAUCAGCCAAUUACCAGCAGGAGGCAGUGGUAGCAGUAGCAGGGGGUGGGGGUGCAGGUUAUGCCCCCAUUAACUCUUACGAUGACCGAUCUUCUAAUGCCACUUCUAUGACCAACAGGGGUGGUUACUCGACACAACUUUAUGAUUACUCGAGUCAAGAUGGUGUAUAUGGAAAACAAGAUUAUGGUGGCAGUGCUGGUUACCAAAACGCCCAGUCUCAGCGACGUUAUUAAAUUACACAUGCAACUAUUUAAUUCUAAAUAUUUAGAUAACAUUUCUUUUUUCCAAAUUUAAAAAAUAAAAGUAUAUCGUUCCUAGCGCGUGAAAAAGUUGGACAAAUAUUAUUUGUCGUGAACACUAAGUGUUUUAUAAUUAAUAAUUUAUUUGUCACUAUGACAAAUUUUUAUAUUCAAAUGAGAAAAGUGAGCUGAAAAAAAGAAUAAUGCUUUCUAAUGAAAUUUGUGAUUUUCUAUCUUUGUCGCGCGCAUGGAAGACGCGGUAAGACCAAACGAUUGUUUAAUUAUUAUAAAAAAUUAUAAAAAAAAAAGUAUAAAUGACAUGAACAUUUUAUACUUGACUUAGCAGUAUAGCAUUCUAUUCUUUUUGUCAUGUUUGGCUAACGAUAUUACUUUAGAAUUAAGUUGAGUUGAUGUACAGUUUAUCUUUUUUUUUCUGUAUCUUAAAAAGCAAUCUGCGAUUGUGAAACAUUAUUAAAUCGUAAUUAUCUUCAUUGUAAUUAUUAAGGACAAAGAUAUUUGUGCUAUUUGUAAAGUCAUUAAUCGGUUAAUCAUUGUGAACAUACACAUACAUAGCUCAAUGAUAUUAAAAAAUUUUAAAUAUAAAAAAAAUGAAUAUUUUAUAUUCUGUAUAAAAAAAAAAGAAAAAGCAAUUGUAUUUUGUGGUGUAUUUUGUUUUACAUUUAACCGAAUUGAAAAAAAGAAUCGUGUAUCAGAAUAUGAUGUCCUCCCUUAUUAUGCGUUUAAUAAUGCGAUAUUUUGAUUCUGAAAAUAUAUUAAUACAAAAAACAAACUUAUAAUAUAAUAGAUCAGUCUUACUGUUGCGACAUUUCAUUUCAUAUACUUAUAUAUGAAUCAAUUUAUAUAUAGUUUUAACAUGUAGAGCUCAAUUUUUGCGUGAAUUAUAUAUAAAAUGCUCUGCUUAGUGGUGACAAGAAAGUUUUUUGUUUUUGAGACAUCAAAUGAAAAAAUAUUAGAAAACUUAUCAAUAAUGUUAGGAAUUUAUUUUAAUUAUAAUUUAAAUACUAAUCGCAGAUUGAAAUGUCACAUCGGCAGAGACAAUCAAAAUUCAAUAUUAGCGAUUAAAAAAAUAGAUAUUUAUAUGAAAUCGAAAAGCGAUAUAUUAUAAAUUAUUCAAGGUUCAAUAUGCAUGAAUACGAAAAAAUGUUCCAAUCAAUUGUGUACGUUAAAGUACAUAAAAAUUAUAUAAGACAAAUAAUGUGGUCUUAUAUUCUGUUUAUUAUUAUAAGUUAUUAUGAAAUUGUCUAAAAACUGUAUUAAAAGUCAGCGUCGCAUGUCAUUGGUAUAGUGAUAGUGAAUCAAUUUAAUUGUUGUAAGUAUUAGAGUAAUAACAAGCGAAAUGAAAAGAAACUUUGAAAAAAAGAACCAUGAAAAAAACAGUAAUAUUUUUUUUAUAUUUAUUAUUUCCUCACCUUUAAUAUGAGAACUAUGGAUUGAAUUAAAAAAAAAUAUUUAGAAAGCAGGAAAACCAGCAACUGCCUUAAAAAACGAUAUUUAUAUUAAAAAAUAAUUCAAUUUAAAAGAAUACAGUGCAUUUUAUAACUAACGUAGGUAUAAAAUUUUUAUUAAAAAAAACAAUAAUCUUAUGGAGAACAAAUUUUUUGUAAUAUUCUAUAUGAAAAAGAGUAAGAAAAGAAUUCUUUUUUAUUCUAUUAUAUAUAUAUAAAAUGUUCAAAGAAUAUUUUAUGUCCAGAAUGAAGUACGAUAUUAUUGAUAUAUAUAUAUAUAUUGUGUAUAUAUAACAGCAUUCAUGGGUAAUUCUGGACAAUUCUAUAUAUAAAAAUUGACAAAAACUAAGUUUAUUUCACAGGCGUAACAACAACCUGAGAUACUUAGGGAACAGAAUGAAAGAAAGAGAGAGUACCUUCCCUCUGUUACCAGCAAGGAGAAUACCGAUUCACACAAAUAACUAACAAAUUUAUAUGAAUAAAUGACGACUGUAUCAUAAAUGUUAUUAAUGUCCAAUGGUAUCAGGUAUCACGUAAAUGAAGCCUAGAAAGUAUUGUUUUUUCUGUUAGAGUAUAUUAUGAUAUCUUUCAUUAAUUAGAAUGUCUUUAUUUAAUUUUUCUAAGCGAUUUAUACUAAAGAAAUAUUUGAUCUUUGUGAUGCAUCUUUUUUCAUUCAAGCAAUUCUUUUUUCAAUAUAAAUAAUCAGCAUCACUCAAU